AUGUCUGAAGAUUUCCCCGUACCAGAUACACGAGUUCUUGCUGUUGCCAGUCAUGUUGUUUACGGAUAUGUCGGAAAUACUAUGGCCACGUUCGUUAUGCAAUCUCUAGGAUGCGAAGUCGCUGCUCUGAAUACAGUACAAUUCAGCAAUCAUCUAGGCUAUGGACAAGCUAAAGGCACACGCGCUACCGCGACCGAAAUAUCGGACCUCUAUCAAGGACUCAAGAACUCAUACCUCGACGAUUUCAAUAUGAUGCUCUCGGGCUAUCUGCCUGGAGCCGCAUCUGUAGAAGCCGUUGGCACAAUAGCACGCGAUCUGAAAUUAAAAACUACAAUGAAACCGGGAAGCUUCUUCUGGGUUUUGGAUCCGGUUAUGGGGGAUAACGGGAAACUAUAUGUAGCGGAGGAUGUGGUGCCAGCUUACAAAGCAUUGAUCAAAGAUGCGGAUCUGAUUCUACCAAAUCAAUUUGAGGUUGAGACACUAUCUGGUGUCAAAAUUCAGGAUAUGGAUACACUUAAAUUGGCCAUAACGACAUUACACGAAGUAUAUAAAAUCCCACAUAUAAUGGUUACUUCCAUUUCACUUCCAUCUCCCGGUGCGGAACCCCAUCUUUCGGUCGUAGGCUCGACUAUGACAUCGACAGCCGAACCAAGAAUCUUCAGCAUCAAAAUACCAGCGAUUGAUUGUUUCUUUAGUGGAACUGGAGAUAUGUUUGCAGCGCUCAUGUUGGUGAGAUUCAAAGAGGCAGUGUGUAAUGUGGAAGGACUAUUGGAGAAAGAUGCGUGGAUUAGUGAUGAUGAGGUUGAGGCUACGGAAUUACCGCUUGCGAGAGCGACGGAAAAGGUUUUGGCUAGUAUGCAUGAAGUGCUUGCGAAGACAAAGAUCGCGAGAGAUGAGGAGAUUGAGAAGUGGAAGAAUGUUGUCGGUGGAAGGGCAAAGGAUGAGGAUUCUAAGAGAGAGGGAUUGGUCAGGUCGAAGGCGGCUGAGGUGAGACUGGUUAGGAAUGUGCACUUUCUGAAGAAUCCAGUAGUGAGAUUUAGAGCAGAAAGCGUAUAG
Botrytis fragariae is the source of this 1056-nucleotide messenger RNA. RefSeq names its product putative pyridoxine kinase protein. Gene Ontology annotation, molecular function: pyridoxal kinase activity. Gene Ontology annotation, biological process: pyridoxal 5'-phosphate salvage. Bases 1 to 1056 code for a protein of 351 amino acids. Gene Ontology annotation, cellular component: cytosol. The record is from RefSeq and is a predicted model, not a curated record. The transcript is spliced from 5 exons. NCBI's taxonomy places the organism in Eukaryota, Fungi, Ascomycota, Leotiomycetes, Helotiales, Sclerotiniaceae.